UUUUCGGUCACCCUCGCUGACAAGCAUUGAUUACUGAAUAGCUAUCUACCAGUGCAUUGCCAAUGAGAGAAAACUUUUUCUACGCCAUUGCAGGCACUAACCUGGUUCCUAUUUGGGCCCUGUCGUAGAGUCAUAUUUUCUUCUCUCUUUCACAUAUUUUUUUCUCUUCGAAUCUUCGUUAAGUGACGAUUGAACGUAUCAUAAACGAAGGAAGGGGAAGGAGAAAUCAACCAAGAUGGGUAACACAUACACCGCAUUUAGGGUGCAGGGGUUACCCACAUAUUACCCUCCUAAUAAAACUCCGGUCACCGCCGACGUACUCGAAAUCGGUUUCGUCUUUGCUUUCUUGAUCACGUUCUUCUCCUUCAUCAUCAUCUUGCCCGGUAUACGGGGAAUGCAGAGAUGUUACAGUUUUAUUCGGAUCACAGUCAGCCUUUUCAUCGGUGCCGGUAUCAUGUUGUCUCUUUGGGGACAAGAAUGGGAGAAGGCCACCCUUCAUGACAUCAGUACAUACUACAAGGCGUUCUCUCCCUACGAGAUAGAACACGCUGACAUCGAAGUGAAGAUAGGACUCAACAGCGUCAACAUCACACUCAAAGCUCCUGAAGGUGUUCCAGAACAUCCGGAAGAGAUUAUCAACUACAAUGAACGAUUCCAUUUCUAUGGCAGCCAGGGACGUGGCGGAUUCGGGCGAUUCUCUGGACGUAUCAACCGUGAAUUCCGUGAGGCCCAGUGGUCUGGUAAGCCCUACCCUGUGCUAUGGGUUGCUGAAUAUUUCACUUUGGAUGGUGAAGAUAUCCGAUGGGGAAGGUCAUACCGAUUGGCUGGAUUCUACGCAUACAUCAUGGUCUGGCUAGCCUUCCCACUGUGGAUCCUGGCUAAUAUCUUGUUCUUCAUGGUCAUCCGAAACGGUGCCUACUUCCUCAUCAUGACCGGUGGUAGUCUCUUGACCGCUAAUGUUCUUUAUGCAAGCAUUCGAUACGGAUCGGAAUUAAAGAUACCGUUUGGGGCGGACCACAUUCUUACCUUCUACAAGGGACCCAGUUUCUGGCUUUGUAUGGUUGCUGGCUUGAUAUCGGUCAUAUGCGGGUUCAUCGUCCUCGUCAUGGAUUACCUGUAUCCACUCGAGAUCGCAACCUUCUUCAACGUCGAUCCCCUCCAGGACUUCGAAGAUACUUACUUGAUUGAGCAAGCCGGUGGCAUGGAUGGAUCCAACUUCGAAGGCGGCAAGUCGAACGGAGAUAGUAACGGCCAAGAAGUGAGUAUGGUCUUACUAUCCUUGUGGUGUAUGCGGGGAGGGGGGGGGUCGGUCGUAGUUUGUCGUAUUAGCUAACUGUCUAUAAUAUCCAAUUCUAAUUCUAGUUCAUAACUUUUGAGCAAUAUUGGAAUUGUCUAGGAAGAUGCAUUUAUGUCUUCUUUUCCUUUCCAUGUUUCCGGUCUGAAAACUAACACACUCUAAAAAUAGAAGAGAAAAUGGGGUGGAUUACCCCUUUAAGAGAGCAGAGUGACGGCGACUGUAAAAGGUGGAAAACGCUGUCAAUAUCUUGGGUCCUUCUUCGUGUUUACCAAUUUGCAGACGUAUUUACUGAUCAUAUUACAGAGCAACCUUUGAGAUCUUUUGAUAAACCAAAGCAUAGACCUAAUAUGUACUCGUUUUCAUACAGAUAUAAUAAUUAUAAUUAUUUUACUAAAAGAAAUAUAGAAUCUUGAAGAAAUUAUGCAACUUGACCUAAUUUGAAAACAUUUAAAGGAAUCUCUUUCGCACAAAGAAAUGACGUGAUAGUAUGAACCAGCAUAUUGUGAGAGACCAUGUUAUAUCGCGCUCAAUUUUAUUAACAGCAAUUAUUGAUACUUCCUCGACUGAUCCAAUUUAAAAUGAAACCAGUCAAAUCACUUCCAAAUUAUUGCGAAUGUAGUUUCUGUUGAGUUCUAAUAAUAAAAU
Messenger RNA from Lytechinus variegatus (green sea urchin), 1942 nucleotides. Its product is annotated as dual oxidase maturation factor 1-like. The coding region runs from base 236 to 1333 and encodes 365 amino acids. The transcript has 8 exons. Gene Ontology annotation, cellular component: endoplasmic reticulum membrane. Lineage: Eukaryota; Metazoa; Echinodermata; Echinoidea; Temnopleuroida; Toxopneustidae. Gene Ontology annotation, biological process: protein transport. The record is from RefSeq and is a predicted model, not a curated record.